Opisthorchis viverrini is the source of this 2953-nucleotide messenger RNA. RefSeq lists its product as hypothetical. The annotation marks the transcript as partial. NCBI's taxonomy places the organism in Eukaryota, Metazoa, Platyhelminthes, Trematoda, Opisthorchiida, Opisthorchiidae. Gene Ontology annotation, biological process: endoplasmic reticulum to Golgi vesicle-mediated transport; intracellular protein transport; COPII-coated vesicle cargo loading. The transcript has 12 exons. Gene Ontology annotation, molecular function: zinc ion binding; GTPase activator activity. The record is from RefSeq and is a predicted model, not a curated record. Gene Ontology annotation, cellular component: endoplasmic reticulum exit site; COPII vesicle coat.
UAUCGUCAUAUUGGCAUUUUCAAUUUAGCUUGGGCGAGAUGGCCCAAGUGGUUAUAUCGCGAAUUUACUGACCGGAAGGUCCUUGGUUCGAAUCCGACCUCCGCCUCUCGACUUCCCCUGUCUAGGCUUGGGCAACCUGACAGUAUCCCAGCCCUCAUGCUUCCUUCGGGUGGCAUGGCAGCUAAGCACCGGAAGGGUGCUACAGCUGAACGCUUUCUUUUUUCUUUCAAGUUUAGUUUUGACCGGUCAGUGCAAAUGAUAAUUUUCUUCUGGCUUUCAGUUUCAAAGAUGGCCACUAUGGCGGAAUUUAUUCAGCAGUCGGAGGCCAAUGACGGCAUCCGCUUCUCCUGGAAUGCUUGGCCCAUAUCCCGACUGGAAUCGGCGCAGUGUGUGAUACCCAUUGCUUGUUUGUACACAUUAUUCAAGGAGCGAUAUGACCUACCGCCAGUGGUUUAUGAACCUGUGGCCUGCAGCCGUUGUCGUGGAAUUCUCAAUCCGUACUGCCCGUACGAUAUUCGUAGUCGAGUUUGGAGUUGUUGCUUAUGUGGAACGCGAAACAACUUCCCUCCUCAAUACGCUGGCAUGACAGAACAGCGACCGCCCGCCGAACUGGUGCCCCAGUUCACCACCUUGGAAUACACCAUCCCGAAGGCUCCCGCUGUCCCGCCAAUUUUUGUCUUUGUUGUUGACACGUACAUCGAGGAACCGGAGUUUACACAACUGAAGGAAUCUUUGCAAAUGUCUUUGAGCUUUCUACCUCCGAAUGCUCUGGUUGGUUUGAUUACAUUCGGUAAAAUGGUUCACGUGCAUGAGCUCGAAUCCGGACCUAUCUCCAAGUCCUGGGUGUUCAAAGGAACCAAGGAUUACACGGGAAGUCAAAUUCAAGUUAUGCUUGGUGUUGGUCGCACGGCCUUGGCGUUGGUCGUACUGCUCCAGGUGCUCCGGGUGGUGGCCAUUUUACUGGUCAUCAGGCUCCUGGCGGUAAGCCUCCCGGAGCGGAACCAUCACGUAUGGUCACACAACUGCCCUAUAAUCGGUAGCUUUAUCCAACCGAUGGAGAAAUGUGAUGCAGUCCUUACCGACCUGAUAAACGAGCUGCAACCCGACCCAUGGCCUGUUCCUCAAGGCAAGCGACCACUACGCUCUGUCGGAACAGCUUUGAGCAUCACUGUCGGCUUGUUGGAAGCCGCCUACCCGAACACUGGCGCACGUAUCAUGUUGUUCCUCGGUGGCCCGUGUACCCAAGGUCCAGGCAUGGUGGUUGACGAUGACGUGAAGAAUGUGAUCCGCUCACAUCACGACAUAGAGAAGGACAACUGCAAAUACAUGCGCAAGGCAAUGAAGCACUACGAAGCUCUGGCUAAUCGAGCCGCACAAAACUUCCAUGUCGUCGACAUAUUUAGCUGUUCCCUGGAUCAAACUGGUCUGCACGAGUUACGUUUCUUGUGCAACUACACCGGCGGUUUUAUGGUAAUGGGAGACAGCUUUGCGUCCAGUCUCUUCCAGCAGACCUAUCGACGAGUGUUCAACAAAGAUGCUCAAGGUCAUUUCUUGAUGGGAUUCGCUGGUCAAAUGGAAGUUAAGACCUCAAGAGAACUCAAAGUAUCCGGCUGCAUUGGACCUUGCUUCUCUGCGAACAUCAAGACUAGCAACACGGGUGACCAGGAAAUUGGGAUCGGGCACACUUCAGUCUGGCGGUUGAAUGGCUUCACACCGGGAACCACAUUGGCCAUCUAUUUCGAAGUGGCUGGCUCGGUUUCUGGACCGACUCAGAUGCCGCCCGGAGGUCGUGGCUACGUCCAGUUCAUUACCCAGUACCAACAAGCUAACGGGCAGCGCAAACUUCGGGUUACCACAGCCUGUCGGAAUUGGGUCGACUCUAGCACGCAGUUGCCCCAUAUGAUUUGCGGCUUUGAUCAGGAGGCUGCGACCGCUUUGAUUGCUCGAAUGGCCAUGUUCCGUGCUGAAACUGCGGACAGCGCGGAUGUCUUACGGUGGUUAGAUCGCCAGCUGAUUCGGCUAUGCCACAAAUUCGGCGACUAUCGCAAAGACGAUCCGGCCUCGUUCCGCUUACCCGACGAGUUCUCCUUUUUCCCUCAGUUCAUGUUUCACAUGCGUCGAUCGCAAUUCCUGCAAGUGUUCAACAAUAGCCCUGACGAGACGGCCUACUAUCGACACGUACUAAACAAAGAGGACUGUUCCAAUUCACUACUGAUGAUCCAGCCCUCUUUGACUUCUUUCAAUCUGGACGGAACCGAAGAGCCAGUUCUGUUGGAUACGAGCAGUUUACAGCCAGAACGAGUUCUACUCAUGGACAGUUUCUUCCACAUUCUCAUCUAUCAAGGGGACACAAUUGCCAAGUGGCGCAAAGCUGGAUAUCUGGAUAUGCCUGAAUAUGCGCACAUCAAACAGAUUCUCGAAAAACCGCGCCUCGAAGCUGAGGAAUUGCUCAAAACCCGCUUCCCCAUGCCUCGCUACAUUGAAACGGAGCACGACGGAAGUCAGGCGAGAUUCCUCUUGUCCAAAGUCAAUCCGUCUCUCACACACAACACACUGUAUGGGAUUGGUCAAGAUACCGGCAGCGCUGUUCUGACCGAUGAUGUCUCCUUACAAGGUUUCAUGGACCAUCUGAAAAAAUUGGCUGUGUCAAGUUCGGCGUGAUCGCCUACUUCUAUUCAUCGUCAUCCCUAUUCUCAUCACGAACACAUCUAAGUUACAAAUGUCUUGUUUCUCCUGCUCUCUGUUCUGGUUUCGCCUUACUUGUUCGUCCAUCUUUCCUCGAGUUCAGACUCUGCUUCCUUCUUCACCCAUGAUGGUUGUUACCCACCGCUGACCUCAGUAUGUGAGCGGUGUGCUCCUGUACAGCCCGUAUUGUGCUGUCCCUCUGUGUUAUUGCUUAUGCAUCAUCCUACAUCAGUGUUGAAUCCCCCGGACCGCAUAAAGCUUUUGAAAG